Solenopsis invicta (red fire ant) is the source of this 1587-nucleotide messenger RNA. RefSeq names its product notchless protein homolog 1 (gene Nle). Gene Ontology annotation, biological process: Notch signaling pathway; ribosomal large subunit assembly. The record is from RefSeq and is a predicted model, not a curated record. Gene Ontology annotation, molecular function: protein binding. The coding region runs from base 121 to 1566 and encodes 481 amino acids. The transcript is spliced from 6 exons. Lineage: Eukaryota; Metazoa; Arthropoda; Insecta; Hymenoptera; Formicidae. Gene Ontology annotation, cellular component: nucleolus.
GGUGCAGAAGGUGCACGUCAGUGCACCAGUGCACGUGUGGAAAACGCACCGAGCGACAAGGCAUGUCUUUAGAAAGAAUACUUUUCAAGUAUCUUUUCUUUAGUUUAGUGAUUUCACGAGAUGAAUAAAAGAAAGCUCGACGACGAGACCGAUGCCGCUCCAGCGAAUGCUGAGGUCAAGAGGGUUCUGUCUCGUUUCAAAUCGGACACCGGGGAGGUUCUGCCUGGUGGCCUGCUGGACCUACCAGUUGAUGUCACAGUAGAUAAACUACAGGCGAUCUGCAAUGCUCUGCUGCAGCAAGAGGAGCCUUUACCCCUAGCAUUUUACGUAAAUAAUGUAGAAGUUACAGACGUAUUAGAAAAGUACAUCAACAAGGAUUUCAGCAUUAGCGAGGAUGUUGUAGAGAUUGUGUAUCAGCCACAAGCGGUAUUUAAAGUCAGAGCUGUCACGAGAUGUACCGGAUCCUUAGAAGGUCACAAGGAAGCUGUUAUAUCAGUUGCAUUUUCGCCAGACGGCAAACAUCUAGCCAGUGGUUCCGGUGAUACUACAGUCAGGCUAUGGGAUAUCUACACACAAACACCGCAUUAUACAUGUGAAGGACAUAGACACUGGGUCUUGUGCAUUUCCUGGUCACCUUGUGGCACCAAGCUGGCCUCUGCAUGUAAAAAUGGAUUGAUUUACUUAUGGAAUCCUGAUACUGGCAGACAAAUAGGAAAAGCCAUGACGGGACACAGAAUGUGGGUGACAUCUCUUUGCUGGGAACCUUAUCACAAAAAUCCAGAAUGCUUACAUUUAGCCAGUGCCUCUAAGGACUGUGAUAUACGAAUUUGGGACACAAAAAGAGCACAAACCUGUCGGGUUUUGUCUGGUCACACAAGAAGCGUGACCUGUAUCAAGUGGGGUGGGAGUGGUCUUAUUUAUUCCGCCUCUCAAGACAGGACUAUCAAAGUGUGGAGAGCGGAAGAUGGUGUAUUGUGUAGAACCCUAGAAGGCCAUGCUCAUUGGGUAAAUACUUUGGCACUGAAUGUCGAUUACGCGCUCAGGACUGGCCCUUUUCAGUUGGGAUCGACUGAAAAUAAAACGGACAGUCCGUUAGAAUAUGCAAGAAAGCAAUAUGAAUCUGUAGGUGAAGAGAGACUUGUGUCUGGAUCUGAUGAUUUCACUUUGUUCUUGUGGAAACCUGAAAAACAGAAGAAACCUAUAGCAAGAAUGACAGGCCAUCAACAGCUUAUCAAUGAUGUUAAAUUCUCACCGGAUGGUCGUGUAAUUGCGUCUGCAUCCUUUGACAAGUCUAUUAAAUUAUGGGACUCUAAUAUUGGGACAUAUAUUACUUCAUUAAGAGGUCACGUCCAAGCAGUUUAUUCGAUAGCAUGGAGCGCCGAUUCUCGUCUGCUGGUCAGCGGUAGCGCGGAUUCAACUUUAAAAGUUUGGAGCAUGAAAACUAAAAAAUUAAGUCAAGAUUUGCCCGGUCACGCUGAUGAAGUUUAUGCGGUCGAUUGGUCACCCGAUGGUUUACGAGUUGUUUCAGGUGGAAAAGAUAAAGUUUUACGACUGUGGCAAAAUUGAAUAUAUAUAUAUAGAAAAACA